Messenger RNA from Conger conger (European conger), 804 nucleotides. RefSeq names its product mitochondrial ribosomal protein S18C (gene mrps18c). Gene Ontology annotation, cellular component: ribosome; mitochondrial small ribosomal subunit. NCBI's taxonomy places the organism in Eukaryota, Metazoa, Chordata, Actinopteri, Anguilliformes, Congridae. Gene Ontology annotation, molecular function: structural constituent of ribosome; small ribosomal subunit rRNA binding. The record is from RefSeq and is a predicted model, not a curated record. Gene Ontology annotation, biological process: mitochondrial translation. Bases 134 to 553 code for a protein of 139 amino acids. The transcript has 6 exons.
CAUUUCAGUUUCACGACGGGACAAUACUUCGAGACGUACGCAAUGACAGGAGCAGCCAUUGAGUGCUGUGAGACAUGCGAAUAACUUGAAAGUGCUAGCUAAGCUGCAUCUAGUACAAUAAGGUGCUUAUAAGAUGUUCGUUGUUAGGGGUAGUCGGUUUGUUCAUCAUGUGCUCUCGCAGCAUACGGCAAAACAUUCGACUACUGUAACAGGGCAGUUUGUCCGAAGGAUUUCCAGUACGGCGCAUGAGAUCGGGAAAAGCGAGGCUGAUAUGCCCGUGAAGAUAGGGAAUCCUUUCAAGGAACCGGAGAAGGGUUGCAUUCUCUGCAAUAUCAAGGUGGAAUACAAAAAUGUGCAGCUUCUGUCUCAGUUCGUAUCACCACAUACAGGUCGCAUUUAUGGCCGGCACAUAACAGGGCUGUGUGGUCGGAAACAGAGAGAAAUAUCAAAGGCCAUAAAGAAAGCUCAACACAUGGGUUUUAUGUCGGUGACAUUGAAAGACCCCAUCUUCCUACGAGACCCCAACAUUUGCAAUAUCAGACACCCGGAGUAGCCUCAGCCAAUGAAAUGCCACCUGCAAUACUGCAAAUAACCACUUUCAAUUGUACAAAAUAUCUUCUGAAAGUAUUUGCUUGCCGUCUGGUUCCAGUCAUUGAAAAGGAUGUCAUUGGCCCGGUUAAAGUUAAUAAAGAUGUAUCAUGCUUUAUGGUGUCUAUGAACAUAACAUAUUAUGGAAAGCCAAAUGUUUGAAAGACCAUUUUAAUUAAAGAAUAUAAUCUGCUUAAAUAUGCAAAGUCACCCAAA